AUGCCCGCCAUGUUCUUUCGCAGCUUGCAAAGUAGUCUCCGGUCCAGGAGUCUGCUUGCAUCCCGUCAUGGUGCACGUGCGAUGCAGACCAGCCAAGACGCUGCCCCUCGCUCGCCCGUGAGCAGCACGUUACCAAUGACGCAGUCGCAGUUUGCUUUCCUCUGCGCGGACGCUGCAGCUCCGGGUACCAGCAUCUCCAACUGCGCCGUAAUGUACAUCUUCCAGGAGGAGGACGUGGACGUCAAGAGUCUUCAGGAGGUUAUCCAGGACAUUGGCGUCAAGUACUGGAGCAAGCUCCACCUUCACUGCGGUGAUGGCGACUUUGCAGCUUUUUGCCCGUGCGUCAUGCAGCAUUCUUGCCACCAUGUCUUUGUAGCCCUUAGCAACAUGGUUCUUUCUCGCCACUCCCACAGCUGCGUUUUCUCGCACUGUCUUGCGCGGCGGCCAGGAAUCAACAGUGCAGCCCGGGAUUUCAUGCGGGUGACCUACACGGGUCUCUCCCGCGACGAAGUGCCGCUUCAAGUAUUCCCGGACACGUGCGGAUUGGAGGUCUCGAAACAAGUGGGCAGCGAGAAGCUCGCGCAAAACCUACCUUUCAAGGUCUCCGGUGAGGAGGCGCGCUUCCUGAUGCAGUUUCACAACCAGCCGCCUCCUGGCUGGACAGGCUGCAGUCGUUGA
Molecule: messenger RNA, 678 nt
Organism: Symbiodinium natans
Lineage: Eukaryota; Dinophyceae; Suessiales; Symbiodiniaceae
Source: the annotation of a GenBank genome assembly